This is a messenger RNA of Rotaria sp. Silwood1, 218 nucleotides long. The record is from the annotation of a GenBank genome assembly. NCBI's taxonomy places the organism in Eukaryota, Metazoa, Rotifera, Eurotatoria, Philodinida, Philodinidae.
AUGAAACCACGUUCAAAGAAAUGUACUUCGGAUUCGGAUUCAGGACCCUCGAUGGCCUACAUCAAAGUUUCAUCAAAACAGCGAAAAGCCUUAGAACCAGUCCAUGUAAGCAAUGACCGAAGUUCCUCAAUUUAAGAUAUGUUAUAGAGAAAAGAGUUUUAUGAUUUUUGACGCAAACCAGGUCAAAAACUAUUGAACCCUCGAUUCUUCUUAUGAGC